Messenger RNA from Zeugodacus cucurbitae (melon fly), 5729 nucleotides. RefSeq names its product organic cation transporter protein. Gene Ontology annotation, molecular function: transmembrane transporter activity. The transcript is spliced from 6 exons. The coding region runs from base 559 to 2307 and encodes 582 amino acids. Gene Ontology annotation, biological process: transmembrane transport. The record is from RefSeq and is a predicted model, not a curated record. Gene Ontology annotation, cellular component: membrane. NCBI's taxonomy places the organism in Eukaryota, Metazoa, Arthropoda, Insecta, Diptera, Tephritidae.
ACAUUAGUAUACAUUUGUUUUAUAAGCAGGAACCACUACUACAACUACGCCGCUCUACCCAUAAGCACUGAACUGAAUACUCUUCCUAUAUAUGAAGGCAGUGUCUCACAAGUGGACACGCAUGCGAAACGCGGCACCUGCCCCCAACACACCAACGGACGGCUGAUUUGACGCAGCGAUAAAAAACAUAAAAUAAAAAAAGAAAGAAAGGCAAGCAAAAACAAAAACAAAAAAAGGAAAGCGAAGUAAACGCUCGAGACGCUUGUGAUAAGCAAAUUGACGCGACGUACGCGUCAAUCUAUCAAUCUGCUGAUUUGGAGACACGUUAGCCAAUGAACAGGCAGUUGAGCGCGUACGGCAAAGCCUAGCAGAUCGCAACGGGUUGACUGGAGAAAGUAGUCUUGUAGUCUUCCGAACAAACACGCGUGUGGUCUAAACGUAGUGUGGCGCGUGUAUGUAAAUGCAAAGUGUUUUGGGUGUGAAGCAAAAGGAUUGCAAUUAUUGCUAUCUGAUUUUUGUUUUCUUUUCUGAAAAUUGAUCAAUAAAAUCUCUAAAAAAAUGGAUCCCAAUACUACACACAGGGAUCUUUAUGAUUUACCGAAUGGCCAGCCAAACGCUCAGUCGCAUAUUGAUCUCGCCGCCGUUUAUGAGAAAAAUGAAGAAAAGGAAGAGUCCACUUUGGAUGGCAUACUUAUACGACUCGGACAAUUUGGUCCAUUUCAGUUGGUCAUAUUGCUACUGAUUUGCAUGGCAAUGUUGUUCAGCGCGAUAUUUUCAAUUACAUAUGUCUUUACGGCGAGUAGUGUAGUGCACAGAUGUAAAAUUCCAGAAUGCGAUAGCGCUUCAAGCGCAUACGAGGAGAGCUGGACAAAAUUUAGCAUUCCCAUGAAAAAUAAUGGUUUGGAUCAAUGUAAUCGUUUUGUGGGUAAUUACAGCCAUAAUCAAAUACCACAAAAUGCGUCACUCGGCCACUGUUAUGUACAUAAUUUUGAUAGCGAACAGAAGGAGAGAUGUUCAGACAACAAUUUCAUAUAUCGUGAUAAGGAAGUGACUAUAGCAAAUGAGUUCAACAUUUACUGCGAGGAUGAAUGGAAACUGGCGAUGGUGGGUACAAUAGGCAAUCUGGGACAAUUUGUUGGCAUACCCUUGGGUGGUUUUAUAUCAGAUCGCUAUGGACGACGCAAUGCGCUCGCUUAUGGUGGUUUCUUUAGCGCGCUCUUCGGCAUACUACGCUCGUUCGCGCCCAGCUACACAUCGUUUAUAAUUUUCGAAUUUCUCGAUAACCUGGCAUCGAGUCCUAUGUACUCUGUCUGCUUCAUUUUAGGCAUUGAAUUGGUCGGUCCGAAGCGUCGUGUAAUGGCCUGCAGUGUGAUCACCAUUUUCUACGCGAUCGGCGAGGUAGCGCUUGCGGUUGUAGCAAAAUAUUAUCAAAAUUGGCGCACCAUAUUGCGUAUUGUUUACAUACCGGCUGUGGUAUUUAUCACCUACAUUUGGAUAAUGCCGGAGAGCAUACGUUGGCUGCUGAGUCAGGCUAAAGAGGACGAUGCGAAGCAGCUAUUGCAACGUGCCGCGCGUGUGAAUAAACGCAAACUCUCCGAAAGUUCGCUGGAUAAAUUGAUUUUGGGGAAUCGCGUGAAAUUGGCCACGGCAACAGGUGGUCGUUUUCCGAUUAAAGAGUCUUUUAAGAAACUAACUUGGCGCAUUAUAAACUGUUCAUACUGUUGGAUUAUCGUUGUGCUCGUCUAUUAUGGCAUCAGUUUGAAUGCGGUACUUUUGGAUGGUGAUAAAUAUAAUAAUUUCAUUUAUAUUGCGCUUAUCGAGAUACCCGGCUUCUUUUUGCCACUCGCUAUCAUGCCACGCUUUGGCAGAAGAUACUCACUGUGCGGUACGAUGUUGUUGAGUGGUCUGUGUUGUUUGAUAACGACCUUUCUACCGUCCGAUCAAUUUGUAUGGCGUCUAAUAUUUUUCCUAAUUGGCAAGCUGAUGAUUACCGCAGCUUUUCAAGUAUUAUACUUUUUCACAUCGGAAAUCUUUCCGACAAACGUACGCAACAGUUUGCUGUCGUUCUGUUCGAUGGUGGGGCGUGUGGGCUCUAUGUUGGCACCGCAAACGCCGCUGUUGGCCAAGGUCCAUGUAAAUGCUCCCGCUAUAUUAUUUGCCAUUUGUGCUAUUACAAGUGGAAUUCUAUCGAUUUUCUUCCCAGAAACCACAGAUAUUAUAUUACCAACAACGGUUCACGAUGCGCACAUUAUAGGCGCAAAGGUGUCUAAAAAUAAAACUGAAGUAAACUCUAGUGUUAAUACAUGAAACUUUAAGCAUUUCUCUUUCAAUGCUCUUUUCUAAGCUGUAGCUUAAAAAUAUAGAUCAAGGAUUAAGAUGAAAAAAUGUAAUUUGUUUCAUUUCAUUUCAUAAUAUAGAUUAUAGGUCACCAUCGUUCAUCAGUCAACAAUGCUAUUUCUAAGUCGAUAACUUGUCAAUACCCGGGCCAUAUUCUGAAUCUUCGGGGUAUACAGAUUGAAUACAAAUAUUUUCAUAGUAAAAUGUUAUCAGCCGAUAUACGAUAUAAAAGAACACUAUUCUCUAAUAUGUAUCAAAUGAUAACAACAUCCGAAAAAAAUCUCUUGAAGUGUUAAUGUGACAGCUUAAAAUACUUGGGUCCAUUCGUUUGGUGAAAAAUUCUUGAUCAUGAAGCUUGUGUCUAGGCUAGAUGGCAAUAAAUAAGGUAAAAUAACUGACGAAUAGACCUUAGGAUUUCUGCAAUUGCCGAGUUUGGUAGAUUACAAAAAGGCUAACCAUCUAAAAAUACGUAUAUUAAAGGGGAAUAACCUCACUCAAAUUGUUAACCGCAAAAUUAAUAAUAAAUACUUGCAAACAACUCGUACUAACCUAAGUCAACUUCUAAUUACUUUUAAUCAUUUGUAAUUAAAAUUCAAAGCUCCACUGAGUACAUGCUAUAGAACUCGGCACGUGUUCGGUUAAUAAAUGCUGGUAUUAACAGUAGACUUGUCACGAAUGUUACUAGCUGCUAUAAUAAAUUCUAUUCAUAACGGCUUUUUAUUGAAUACCUACAAGUAAGUAUACUUGAAUUACCAUUUUUCAAAUGAAAAAGUAAUGUUUUUUAAGUAAACAGUAAGUGCUAUGUACUAGUUUAUAUGCACUCCAGAUUUUCUAGUGAGUAAAUAUAGCUUAUUUAUUACUUUAUUUUAUAGCGAAUACUCACUAGUUUUUCUAGGGAUUUCAAUUAUUAUAUGGAAUUAAUUGUCACUUAUCGCAUAAUCAAAUUAAAUAUACAUUACAUGUGUGGAAAAUCAAAACCCCCGGAAUUGCAACAAUAUAUGUAAUUAAAAGCAAGCAAGAUUUGCGUUCGAUUCGCGUGUCGGUAGCUAUGGAAAUGAUUUGACUGGCUCUGUGAAGUAAUUACGUUUGUAACAAUUGAUUUUAAAUAUUUUUUUUUUUGCAUAUAUUUAUAAAUAUAUAGCAAUUAUUGAGAUUUUUGAUAAGAUUAGACCCGCUGAUGUUUGUAAUAAAAUUUUUUCUUUACGAUAAUCGUUUCAUUUUGCUUACAAAAGGGCUAUAGCAAUUAAAAAAUAAUUUUCUUCAUUAAUUAUGCCAUUCGCACUUUCCUGACAUGGGUCUUGGCAGAAUAUAAUAAUACAAAUAUGAAGGAUGAAAAUAUGUAUUGAACUAACAGGGUUUGAGUAUUAAAUUUCGAAAAAAAAAAUCUCCAUUCAAGACUCGAAGAAUUUACAUUACAAAUUAAUAUAGUUGAACUCGCUAAUAGAGAGCUUGUAGACAUCUCAGAACAGCUGUAUAAUCCUUUUUGUCUCUCUUACUCGUUUAUGGUAGUCUGUUCGACAUUUAUACCAGUUUUUUCGACAUUUAUACUAACUUGUUUGACAUUUACAACAGGUUGUCUGACAUUUAUACCAGUUUGUUCGAUCCACUACAAAUGAUAGACAUUUAUACAAUUUCAUUUGACAUUUAUACCAGUUUUUUCGAUAUUUAUACCAACUUGUUCGACAUUUACAACAGGUUGUCUGACAUCUAUACCAGUUUAUUUGACAUUUAUAUCAGUUUGUUCGACAUUUACAACAGGUUGUCCGACAUUUAUACCAAUUUGUUCGAACAACGACAAAUGAUGGGCAUUUAUACCAGUUUGUUUGACAUUUAUGGCAGUUCAUUUGACAUUUAUACCAGUUCAUUCGACAUUUAUAUCAGAUUAUUUGACAUUAGUUGACAUAGUAGUUUGUCUGACAUUUAUGCCAGUUCAUUUGACAUUUAUGCCAGUUCAUUUGACAUUUAUACCAGUUCAUUCGACAUUUGCAACAGGUUGCCCGACAUUUAUACCAGUUUAUUUGACAUUUAUACCAGUUUUUCUGACAUUUAUACCAGUUUGUUCGAUUCACGACAAAUGAGAGAAUUGCCCAAAUUUGGUGUGUCUUAGUUAAACCGUUUGAAAAGUGUGAUUAUUGAUUGUUACACAGAGUUCCCGCUGUUAUUUUCGAUUUUUUUUAACUUCUACAAUAAGGAAAUUUUUAACCCACUUGCACCGCCACUGAACAUGACAUUCCCAUAAAGCUAAAGUAAAGUAAUAAGGUAUGCAAAUAGAAUAUGUUAACAAUUCAUUAACAUACCUUAAAAGUAAUGCAAGAAAUUGUAAAUAUUUAACAAAAAUAUAACAGACAAAACGCUCAGCAAUGAGUAACAGUAAUGUAAUGUAGACCCACAUACUCUAUAUUAUAGAUAUACAUAAGUAUACGUGCUUAAAAUAUGACACGUUAUGAGCGCGCAAACGUAAACUUGUAAAAAUAUAUAUUCAAACUACCAACUCGACUUCAACUACAACGUACUCCCUCGAACUCAACGCGCUCAAGCGCCUGCUUUCUGUUUGCAUUCGCAUUCUACAACUGCCGGUGAAUAGAUCGUGCUGUACGCUAAGUUGUUAAAAGAAAUUCACUUUUUUUCUUUAGGAUUUUAUUGGAGUUUGUAGCUUUUAUGUAUUUAUGUAUGUAAUGUGCGCGAUAAUGCUGUAAUGUGUGCAGCGCUUGCGCAGCGUUAAUGAAAACGUGCGUGGCGAUUAAAAGCGACUUACACGCAAAUUCCUAACAGCAAACGGGUGCGAGUGCUGACAGUGAACGGUGCAUUGGAUUUCGUUUAUUGUAUUAAAGUGAAAUGUAAAUGAUUUUAUUGAAAAAAAUGUAUACGAGUGUGUGUCAGAGCACGUGCUAAUAGAAGUAAUUACAGUAAUUGGCUUGUAAUUGAAAUGCAAUCGUAGAUUAUUUAAUGAGCUCUAAUGCAUAGAAAAUGAGUGAAUUAUUUGGAAGUGUGAAAAGAGAAUGUGGAACAGUGAAAAUUGUGGAAAUUUAUUAAGGAAAUCAAUAGUUUACUACAAAAAAAAAAAUAAAAAAGUAAUGAUAAUUAAAAUGUAUACUUAAAAAGGUAGCUAAAAAAUUUAAAAAUUUUCAACUUUAAAAUUUUUAAAACAAAUGGCAUAAGACAACCAUAAAUAUCAAAAUAAAUUGCCCCAUGUUGCAUUGCUGAGACCCAGUUUUUCAACGCAUUAGCUUUCCGGCGUUUUCAAUUACUUUGCGCACUUAAAAUCUUAAAAUACGCAUGCAUGCCAUUAAUGAAAAUAUAUAUAAAAAUGAAAAAAAUAUAGAAAAUAAAAAUCAACAAAAAAGACAGACAACAAAAUAAAAACCAAUUAAAAAAAAUAAAACAAAAAAAAA